Messenger RNA from Iphiclides podalirius (scarce swallowtail), 213 nucleotides. NCBI's taxonomy places the organism in Eukaryota, Metazoa, Arthropoda, Insecta, Lepidoptera, Papilionidae. The record is from the annotation of a GenBank genome assembly.
AUGCACUGUAGUGGCACACUUGAAGUUAUAGCUGAAGUUCAUACACCCAGCGAAAAGAAAUAUGGUGUCCUAACUACAGUAAAAAAUGAUUCCCUAAGGGUAAAAGUAGGCCGUCGUCGAACUGUUGACAGUAACAAUUCAUCAGAAAAAGAAAAUAUAGAGCCAAACAAAAUGAAAAGACCAAGGUUUGGAAAGAAACAAGUAAUGAAAAAA